Ustilaginoidea virens is the source of this 1152-nucleotide messenger RNA. RefSeq lists its product as uncharacterized. The coding region runs from base 1 to 1152 and encodes 383 amino acids. Gene Ontology annotation, cellular component: cytoplasm. Gene Ontology annotation, biological process: beta-D-galactose catabolic process via UDP-galactose, Leloir pathway. The transcript is spliced from 4 exons. Lineage: Eukaryota; Fungi; Ascomycota; Sordariomycetes; Hypocreales; Clavicipitaceae. Gene Ontology annotation, molecular function: UDP-glucose:hexose-1-phosphate uridylyltransferase activity; zinc ion binding. The record is from RefSeq and is a predicted model, not a curated record.
AUGCCCGACAAGAUCCUGGACGACAUUUCUCACAGGAGAUACAACCCACUGACAGAUAGUUGGCUGCUGGUAUCGCCUCAUCGGACCAAGCGCCCGUGGCAAGGUGCGCAAGAGGUGGCUGCAGCAAACACUCUGCCGGAAUAUGACCACAAGUGCUACCUGUGCCCUGGAAACGCUCGUGCGGCAGGGGAUACUAACCCCGAGUAUGAAAAAACAUUUGCCUUCGUCAACGACUACAGCGCUGUAAAGGAGCAGCAACCUGACUAUGAGCCCAGUGGCAAGCCCAAUGAUGUCGAGUCCAUGCUCCUAAGAGCGCAGGGCGUCAAGGGCCUCUGCUACGUCCUCACCUUCUCACCCAAACACCACCUCACCCUGGCCGACAUGCCAGCUCCGGAUAUCGUCCCCGUCAUUGAACACUGGACCCGAAUCUACGCAAACCACUUAUCUCCGUCCAACCCGUUGGCGAAGCUGGCAGAGAAUAUGGAUAUUUCGCCAACAAAGGAUGCCGCCCCCGCUCCCAAGGAUGAGUACCGCUACAUGCAAAUCUUUGAGAACAAGGGCGCCGCGAUGGGCUGUUCGAACCCCCACCCGCAUUGUCAGAUGUGGACCACGUCGAGCAUGCCUGAAGAGCCUGGCAAGGAGCUCUUGCAAAUGGCAAAGUACCGUGCUAACAAUGGCGGCCGUCACUUGCUUGGUGACUAUGUGGAGCUUGAACUGGCCAAGGAGGAACGAGUGCUCUGGCAGAACGAUGGGUUCGUGGUUGUUUGCCCUUGGUGGGCGGUGUGGCCCUUUGAAGUGCUCCUUCUUCCCAAACGACAUGUUCGAUCGUUGGUCGAUUUCAAACCCGAAGAGAGGCUACAGUUCGCCGAGGCCAUUCAGGAAAUUACUAGGCGGUACGACAACCUGUUUGAAUGCAGCUUCCCCUAUAGCUCUGGCAUCCACCAAGCGCCCCUAAAGGGAACAGCGGAGGAAAUUGAAAACUCCCAUCUCCACAUGCAUUUCUACCCUCCAUUGCUGAGGUCUGCCACUGUGAAGAAGUUCCUUGUGGGCUAUGAGCUUAUGGCUGAGCCGCAAAGGGACAUCACCCCUGAACAGGCAGCGGCGCGACUCAGAGGAUGUGGAGGGGAGCUCUACAGGAAUAAAAUGAAGUAG